Messenger RNA from Scophthalmus maximus (turbot), 3515 nucleotides. RefSeq names its product segment polarity protein dishevelled homolog DVL-3-like. Gene Ontology annotation, cellular component: cytosol. The record is from RefSeq and is a predicted model, not a curated record. Bases 466 to 2520 code for a protein of 684 amino acids. The transcript is spliced from 15 exons. Gene Ontology annotation, biological process: intracellular signal transduction; canonical Wnt signaling pathway. Gene Ontology annotation, molecular function: frizzled binding. Lineage: Eukaryota; Metazoa; Chordata; Actinopteri; Pleuronectiformes; Scophthalmidae.
CCAGUAGGGGGCGCACCUCUGAGAGAGACUCGCAUGAUUGUGCGCAGUUUCGUGUGCAACAAAGUACCGAGCUCGGCAGCUAGCGAGGGGACAGAACCGACCCCCCAGGGACUGUUUAUCUUUCCUGCCUUUUCAAACCGUUUUUCAGUCCGUGUCCUAAGCUCCCGGUGGCCUGCUGGCAGAUCAAUACAGACGGGAACUGACGCAGUUUCAACCUUCGGACGGUGCUUGGACGCUCGCGGGGGGAGCGAGGUGCUUUCUCGGACAGAAGGGCAGCCGCGGCUCCGGCGAGCUGGCGUAGAAAAGAGAGAACCAGCGAUACUCAGCGAGUCGGUCAGCCGGGGAGAGCCGGGAGGACCACGGCACAGCCGCCGCCAGCGCCACGGGGAGCCGGGGCCCGGGGGGGAGCCUGCCAGGCCUUCGGCUUGAUGCACCCUGCCUGCCUCGCCUUAGCCGCAGUCCGAGAUGGGGGAGACGAAAAUUAUCUACCACCUCGACGACCAGGAGACGCCGUAUCUGGUGAAGCUGUCUGUGCCGGCGGACAAAGUCACUCUGGCGGACUUCAAGAAUGUCCUGAAGAAGCCAAAUCACAAAUUCUUCUUCAAAUCCAUGGACGAUGACUUCGGGGUGGUAAAGGAGGAAAUAUCCGACGACAACGCUAAGCUGCCCUGUUUUAAUGGACGUGUGGUGUCAUGGCUGGUCUCUGGAGACGGGGCCCACACAGAUGCAGGCUCAGUUGCAGAUAGUUCCGAGCCAACGCCCCCUUUGGAGAGGACCGGGGGCAUUGGAGACUCGAGACCACCGUCCUAUCAUGGGAAAGCGGCGAGCGGUCGGGACAGUUUGGACAAUGACACGGAGACCGGCUCCAUGGUGUCGCAAAGGAGAGAGAGGGAGAGGCCAAGACGGAAACAAACCAACGACCACGGUGGGAGGCAGAAUGGCUUAUCAUCACGGGCGAUGGGACGCGGCGGCGCCGAGUAUGACAGCUGCUCGUCCUUCAUGAGCAGCGAGUUGGAGUCCACUUCCUGCUUUGAUUCAGAGGAUGACGACGCAACCAGCAGAUUUAGCAGCUCCACUGAACAGAGCUCCUCUCGUCUAAUGCGACGACACCGCCGUCGCCGACGGAAACCUAAGGCCUCCAAUAUAGACAGGUCCUCAUCGUUCAGCAGCAUCACAGACUCCACCAUGUCUCUCAAUAUUAUCACUGUCACUCUGAACAUGGAGAAGUACAACUUCUUGGGCAUCAGUAUUGUGGGUCAGAGUAACGAGAGGGGAGACGGAGGAAUCUACAUCGGCUCGAUCAUGAAGGGAGGAGCUGUGGCUGCAGAUGGACGCAUAGAGCCCGGGGACAUGCUUUUGCAGGUGAAUGACAUCAACUUUGAGAACAUGAGCAAUGACGAUGCAGUCCGAGUGCUGAGGGACAUCGUACACAAGCCAGGCCCCAUUACUCUCACUGUGGCCAAGUGCUGGGACCCGAAUCCUCGGGGUUGCUUUGCUCUGCCAAGGAGUGAGCCAAUCCGGCCCAUCGACCCAGCCGCGUGGGUGUCCCACACGGCAGCCAUGACCGGGGUGUACCCCCCGUAUGGCAUGAGCCCUUCAAUGAGCACCGUCACCUCUACCAGCUCCUCCAUCAGCAGCUCUAUCCCUGAGACUGAACGAUUCGACGACUUCCACCUCUCCAUCCACAGUGACAUGGCAACGGUUGCUAAGGCCAUGGCCUGCCCAGAGUCAGGUCUGGAGGUGCGGGACAGGAUGUGGCUCAAGAUCACCAUCGCUAACGCCUUUAUUGGUUCUGAUGUGGUGGACUGGCUCUUCCAUCACGUGGAAGGCUUCUCGGAUCGCCGCGAAGCCCGCAAAUAUGCCAGCAACCUGCUGAAGGCCGGCUACAUCCGACACACUGUGAACAAGAUCACCUUCUCUGAGCAGUGCUACUAUGUCUUCGGAGACCUCUGUGGCAACAUGACCCACCUGUCUCUCCAUGAUCAUGAUGGUUCCAGUGGCGGUGCCUCAGAUCAGGACACUCUGCCCCCUCUUCCCCACCCCGGGGCAGCUCCCUGGCCCAUGCCCCUGCCCUACCAGUUCCCUAUCCCUCAUCCUUACGAACUGCCGCAGCCCUUCCAUGGCGGACCAGGCGCUGGCAGUGCAGGAAGCCAGCACAGUGGAAGCAGUGGCUCUAACUGCAGCAAAAACGAGGGUCGGAAGUCCGGGGGCAGUGGCAGCGAACCUGAGAUCAGGAGCCACCGAGCUCCAAGCGAGCGCUCAGUCGCUCCCCCUAGUGAGCGCAGCGUCCGUAGCUCUGUCAGCCACCGCAGUGCCAACUCCCACUCAAUAGCCUAUGGGCCUGGCCUUGUGUAUGGCCCCCCUGGCCUGCCCCCCCAGCCCCCACAUCUGUCCACCGCUGCACCCGGCGCCCCACCAGGCAGAGAGCUUUCCUCCGUGCCCCCUGAGCUCACCGCGUCACGCCAGUCUCUGCGCUUGGCCGUGGGCAACGCCGGAGAGUUCUUUGUUGAUGUGAUGUGAUGGAGGUUGUAGGCCGAUCACAGUCGCAGAUUAGGCUUUCUCAUGUCAUAAGGCGGGGAAGGACAGCGUGACAGGACAGGAGGGAAGGAAGACUGCAGAAGCUACAACCCAAGGCCGUGAUUCCACUUUCCUGAAUGGAACCAAUCCUGCUGUGUUUGCUGAGAGAAAGUGCUCCCCCUCUCUUUUGCUUUUUUCCUAGUAGUUGUGGCCAUACUUUCUUCAGUGAAGAAGCCCCCUCAGUCAAGAUGGAACCAAAGCGCCUUUCUCAUUUUACGCUCCUUGGUGGGGAAGAGUUUGUGUGAGGACAAAAAGCAAGAGAGAGAGAGAGAGAGAGAGAGCGAGCGAGCGAGAGACCGAGCGAGAGACCGAGCGAGAGAGAUAGCAAGAGGCAGUGGAACUGGACAGCAGGGGGAGGAUGACUCAGCCCUUUUUUUCUACAUGGAUGUUUUUCAUUUGUUCUUCUCUUCACCCUUCCCUCCUCUCCGCCUUCCUUAUCUUACAUUCUCUGUCCUCCCCCACCCAUGUCCACGUCAAAACCAAGAGAGAAAAAGAAGCCUCUUUCCUCCUUCCGUUCUUUCAAUUUCCACUUCCUCUUACAAGAAAAGAAAACUGAGAGAAAGCAGAAAUGAACACUAACUGUUGAACUUAUUCAGACGUUUUAAAUGUUUGCCUGACUUAAAGAGAGAAAGAAAUGGAAAGAUCUGUAUGUAGUGCAAGAGAAGCAGUCCUUCUUACUGUAUGAAUGCAUUUGUUUUAUGAUUAUAUACGUAGUUGGUCACAACUAGUUUCAUUUUCUAAUGCUUAACAUGAGCAUCGAGCUUCAAGAGUCAUUUUUACACUACACAGCUGCAUUUUCAUCUGUUAACCAGAGCAUUUUCAGACUCUGUCUUGUGAUAAUGUAUAGUGGAGAAAAAAAAAUUCUUACCAUGUCUUUCACUCUACUCUUGCAAGGAAAAAAAUGUCUUUUUAUUUAUAAAUAUAGUUUUAUGACUUAA